Diorhabda carinulata is the source of this 1990-nucleotide messenger RNA. RefSeq names its product nose resistant to fluoxetine protein 6-like. The record is from RefSeq and is a predicted model, not a curated record. Bases 27 to 1946 code for a protein of 639 amino acids. Gene Ontology annotation, molecular function: acyltransferase activity, transferring groups other than amino-acyl groups. Lineage: Eukaryota; Metazoa; Arthropoda; Insecta; Coleoptera; Chrysomelidae. The transcript is spliced from 11 exons.
ACAAGCAUAUUAGAAUAAUCUGAGUGAUGAUGUGGUUUCUAAAAUCGAUACUUUCACUUAUAAUAAGUAUCCAACGUUCCCAAGCAUCAAUUUCCAAUGAACAAUAUGGUUCGUUACCCGAAUUAUUCCAUCAGGACAAUUUCGAUAAAUGUUCGUUCCUUAAUGACGAAUUUCUUUAUUGUUCUUUCGAAUAUCAUAUGGAACCGAACAAUCCAGAAAAUCCCACGUGGGAUACCAUACAAGAAAUCAUUUCGAACGAUUAUAAUUACAGACACGACGUUUUGCGUCACUGGAUCUGCGUACCGUUCACGUGUCCCGAUUCGAUCGGAAAUACGACGAUUCUUGACGAAAUACAACUAAACAUCAACGAUUGCUAUGAUAAAAAAAUGAAAAAAUACGAUUUAAAAGGAAAAAUAAGAAAUUUAGACUGCGUCACGACAAUACCUAAAUACCAAGUCGAUUAUGUGGACGUGGCAACCGCAUUUGUAUUUCUAAUAUACGGGGGUAUUAUAAUUAUAUCCAGUUUAGUUGAAAUUAUAGCUACGAGAUGGUGUUCCGAAUCGUAUAAUAAGUACGAAAAUACGUUAAUGGGGAAAAUAAUUGGUUCGUUUUCCAUAAAAAAAAAUUGGUAUCGAUUAACGAAUGUCAAUUAUACAGAGGAAUUGAUAUAUCUACAACCUAUACAGGGUAUUAGAUUUAUAAAUACGAUCCUAGUGAUAUUUCAUCAUACUUGUAUGUUAUCAGUGAUGUUGCCAGUCGUCAAUACGCAUUUUAUCGAAAAGUUGAGCGAUAAAUACGUAAGUUUAUUGUUAUCGGGCGGUUCCCAUUACGUCAUAAUUUUUUUCGUAUUAUCCUCCAUGUUGCUUACCUACGGUGUAUUCAAAAAUUUCAAAAACAAAAAACUAACCCCGAAAAUUCUAUUUUCGAUUUUUUUGAGAAGAUACAUCAGGUUAACGCCUACGAUGAUGGUCGUUGUGUGGUUUAACGCUACUUUGUGGCGACAUCUAGGCGACGGACCGGUUUGGUACAAUCUAAUCGGUAGAGAGAGUACGAGAUGUAGGGAAAACUGGUGGACGCACUUAUUCUAUUUAAAUACCCUCGUAAAUUCAUAUAACAUGUGUACUCCAACACUUUGGUAUCUCGCUGAAGAUACCAGAUAUUUUAUUUCGAUGUUGGUACUAUUGUGGUACAUAAAAAUACGCGAGAAACACAUUUGGUACGUCCUGGGGACUCUGUUGUCGAUUAGUACGAUAUUCACCUUCCUAUACAACUACAUCAACGAUUUCGAAACCCUCAUUAUACCGAGGGCGGAAUCGGUUUAUAACCUCAAAUACAUAGUAGGCGAUCCGUUGUGGCAUUGGCAUCACAUAUCCCAUAUGGGAAACGCCUGCGCGCCCAUAAUCGGCGUCGGCUUCGGUUAUUUGCUGUAUAAGACCAGACACGUGGAUGUGUUCGGCGCAAGGAAAACGACGUGGGAGGUCGUGUUUUGUUUGUUGACGUACUUACCUUUUGUGGGGAUAAUAAUUAUACCGGGUUGGUACGUUUUUAUAGGUAAAUUUGAACAUGACGCGUUUAUUUCUUCAUGGUUCGUCGCUGUUACGAAACCGAUUUUCGUUUUGUCUAUGGGGUGGUUUUUGUUUGGUUGUAUACAUGGAAUUGGAGGGCUCGCCGAUAAGAUUUUAAGAUGGCAACCGAUGUACAUUUUAGGCAGGUUAACGUAUAGUGUUUACCUCGGCCAUUUUACUUUAUUAAUGUCGAAGGCAGCAGUAACGAGAACCCCAGUAUAUGUCAACCAUAUUUUAGUUGUACACGAUGUUAUAGGCGAUUUAAUAAUGUCAUAUAUACUCGCAUUUUUUAUUACUAUAUUAUUAGAAAUGCCAAUUUCAUCUUUACAAAGAUUAUUCAUACUACCACCUUCUAUUAAUGACGAAAACAAAAAUAAAUAAUAUGUGUAAAUAUACUUAUGAUAAUAAAAAAAUUGUUGAACCGA